GCAUCUCGACCAAAGCGACGGUGGGUCAGUUGACGGCGGGGGAGGAGAAGGAACGAGCGACAGCUGGACUGUCAGCAAUGGAAGCCGAGUUUCGGGAAAUCGAUGACAACAGGAUUUGGACCGCCAUUUACCAGGAGAUUCGACAGCAGUCCUGUGAGCUGCCCUGCAAGGUGGCCAAACUUCCAGAAAACAAGAGUCGCAACCGAUAUCGGGACGUCAGCCCGUUUGACCACAGUCGAAUAUGUCUGCAGCAGAGUGCCAACGACUACGUUAACGCCAGCCUAAUAACAGUUGAAGAGGCGCAGAGGAACUAUAUCCUGACUCAGGGACCCUUACCCAACACAUGCGGACACUUCUGGGAGAUGGUGUGGGAGCAGCGGAGUUGUGGUGUGGUCAUGCUGAACAGAGUGAUCGAGAAAGGAUCGGUCAAGUGUGCACAGUAUUGGCCCCACAGAGAAGAGAGGGAUGCCCUCUUUGAGGACACAAACUUCAAGCUCACCUUUGUUUCCGAAGACAUCAAAUCCUACUACACGGUCCGUCAUCUCGAGCUGGAAAAUCUUUCUACACUAGAGACACGAGAAAUUUUACAUUUUCACUACACCACCUGGCCUGACUUUGGUGUGCCAGAAUCUCCAGCUUCAUUCCUUAAUUUCUUAUUCAAAGUGCGGGAGUCGGGUUGUAUGAAUACGGACCGGGGCCCAGUGGUGGUGCACUGCAGCGCCGGCAUCGGACGCUCUGGAACUUUUUGCCUGGUGGACACCUGCCUCUUACUGAUGUCUAUCCGCAAGGACCCGUCGUCUGUGCGCAUCCGUGACGUUCUACUGGAGAUGCGACGUCAUCGCAUGGGUUUGAUUCAGACCGCAGAUCAACUUCGCUUCUCCUACCUCGCCGUUAUUGAGGGUGCCAAAUACCUUAAAGGAGAUUUGUCAUUGGAGGAAUCUCGGAGGGAGUUUUCAAACGGGGAAGAUGACCCCCCCGAAUUCACACCUCCGCCUCCCCUCCCCCCUCCAAGAGAUCCUCAAAACGGCAAAGUUGAGCCAUUGUUUGUCCCCAAGAAUGACGAGAUUGUCCGGCCAGAUGAAAUCCACAGUCUGGGAUCUUCUCAGGACUCGGAACCGCGGAGGAGAACUGCGGUCGCCCCCCAGCGUCCGCCUGAUGACGCCGUUCAGCUGGAUUGUCACGUGGGCGUCCACGGCCCGCUUUCCAAAGCUGAAGCCGGAGCCCAGCCGCAGCACGACACGGAGCGGCGGCAAGUGGCGGACGCCGUUCAGCAGUUAGUGGAAACCUCCGGCGAGGCCGACAGUUGGCCUCCCUUCCUCGCCAACGUGUGCCUGUGCACGGCGGUGGCGCUCAGCGCUUACGUCUGCUAUCGAGUCUUUUACCACUGAUGUCUGCUCGCCUCGGACCCCCCCCCCCGCCAAUAACUAUCCUGGCCAAAAUAUUGUUUUAAUCUUGAAAGCUCAGGGCCUUUUCAAGGUGUCGUGUCCCCGAGUUGGACGUCAACUUCAACACGCAAAGCAUCGCUUUCCAAAUCGUGAAAUAAGAGGCUAUAUUUAUGGGACCAUGCACAUAUUUCUUACGGCAUGGUUACAACUUGUGAAUAUGCAGAGUGACAUCUAAAGCUUCUCGGACAUAAUAAAAUGAAAGGGGGGGGGGGGGGAUGCCAGUGCAGAUGGGAAAAUAUAAAUGUACCCCAAGUGAACUUCAAAUGUUUUUUUUUUUUUUUUUUUUAAAUAGUGAUUUCAUUUACUAAGGGAAAAAGCAAAAGAUUCAAAAUUACUUGGCUCUACUUGAAAAAGUAAUGCCCCCCCCCCGCUAAACCGGAUAACUGGUUGGGCCGCUAACCGCUGCAAAAUUUGAAACCAGACGUUUGUCUUUCACAUCUUUGUGGAGAUACUUUGGCUCACACUUCCUUGGAGAAUUGUUUGAAAUUGUCAAAAAUGGAGCAGGGACCUCUUCAAGGCCAUUUCACUGCAUUUCAAUCGGAUUUAAAUCUGGAUUUUGACCAGGCCGCUUUAAAACCUUUUUUUUUUUUUUAAAAGCCAUUCUGAAGCUAACUUGCUGUUUUUGUAUAUUUUUUGGGGUGGAGGGGUGAGGGGGUGUUAAUCCCCCAGCAGAACCAAAGUCCUCUUCAUCUUGAGGUCAAACUGAUCCUUUUUUUUUUGUUUUGUUUUUGUUGAAGACCAGAAUUCAGGGUUCCAUCAAUCAUAGCUAGUUGUCCAGGUCCUGAAUGGGCAAAGCAGCCCAAGACCGUCGCACUACCACCACCGGGUCUGACUGUUGGGCCGAUGUUCUUUUUCUGAAACGCUGUGCUACAUUUACGCCAAAUGUACCGAGGCACACGGUUUCCAGAAAGCUCAACGUUAUCUCGUCAGUCUAUAUAAUCUUCCCCCAAAGGUCUUGGGGGUUAUUCAGAUGUACGUCUAUGGCAAGAAGUAAGACGGGACUCAGCAGUGGUUUUCACCUUGGACGUCUGCCACGGGUGCCAUUUUUGGCCAGGCUUUUCCGUGUUCUUGUCAUGAACGCUGACCUUAAUUUGAGGCCUACAGUUCUCUUGACUCUUCUGGAAUUUCUUUGCAUCGUGUUGUUUUGCUACAGCUUUUUUAGUUUUUUUUGUUUUGUUUUUUGGUCCAACUUGACUUUUUCGAGUGUGGUGUUUUCUGACCUGCUUAUCCUCAUAGGAAUACUGGAGCCUAUCCCAGCUGUCUUUGGGCAGGACUAUGUAUUUGCUCUCACCUUCACACCUACGGGCAAUUUAGAGUCUUCAAUUCACCUAUCAUGCAUAUUUUUGGAGUGCCCGGAGAAAACCCACACAGGAGAACAUGCAAACUCCACAUAGGCGGGCCUGGGUUUUGAACCAUGAACCCAAGACCUGUGAGGCAAACAUUCUAACCAAGCGUCCCACCGUGCUGCCCAGACCGGUUCCAUUUCUGUGAAUUUUUGAUUGAACAGCCUUCGCUCUGACCAAUGAAAAUAAUACAAAAACAUAAAUUUGCCACAAUUCAUUCAGUAUUUUAAAGGGAGGGGGGGUGUGUGAUUACUUUUUCACACAGGUCCAGAUAACUGAAUAAUUCUUUUUCAUAAAUACAUGAAAUUACCAUUUAAAAAAAAAAAAAAAAACGCAUUUUAAGUUCACUCAGGUUACAUUUGUCUAAUAGUUAUGUUUGGUGAUCUUAAAGUGGAGAAACUAUGCAAAUAUAUAAGAAUUGUAGAAGGGGGCCAAUAAUUUUCAUAGCUGCUGUCCUCUCUCACUCUAUCUUGCGGCCUCCCCUUUGUCCCUCCCUCCCCUUGAGCUGUAAAGUUCAUAGUUAUGUAUAAUUUAUACAGUUACAACCUGCUAAUUGGACAUCCAGUAUUGCAGAAAAUCUUUACAUGAAUCCGUCGUGAUGCAGGGACACGCGUCAAACCAGGGCUACAGCUCAGAGUUAUUUUAAUCACGGAUUCAUCUGAAAACAUUUUUUUCACUUAUUUCCAUCCCUUUACUCAAAUUGACAGUGCAGAAAAUGCAUGAACAAACUAAUCAGAAUCAUCUUUAUUCGCCAAGUAUGUCAGAAACAAACAAGGAAUUUGUGUCCAGUAGUUUGCGCCGCUCUAGUGCGACAAACAUGACGACAUAAAGAUGUGGCGAUAACAGUCACGGAGCAAUAAUGGCUGCAAUAAUGAAAGAGUUUUUUUGUGUGGGUGUGUGUGUGUGUGUCAUGCAGAGUCCUCUUAGCAUUUCCAGCACUUAAGAGUGCCUAAUAGAGCAAUAAUGCAGUGCAAUGGCCGUUGCGCGAAGGAUUAGAAUGGAUGCGGUUCAAAAUGACGAGUGGUACGAUCAUCUCUGCCGAUCGUUCAAAUGUGUCAGCUAUUCCUCAGUGGAUUGCGCAAGAGGCGGAGAUGCCGCUCGGGUACGAGAGGCUCGUAUUGGGCAACAACUGAUGUGCACACGGUGCAGAGGGCUGAGACUACUGCAGUGAGGGCACGAGUAAUUGAUUAUGUAUAUUAAUAAUUGGCCCCGUAGAAUGUAACAAACUCGAGACAAAAAUUGAAUUUUAACUUUUGUGUGUAAGAAGUUCAUUGCGAGGGGGAAGAAACUGUUGGAGCGCCGGCUAGUUUUGGUUUGCAUUGUUCGGGGGAAGGAGCUGACCAGGACGUGGCGGGUCCGAGAGGAUUUUGCCUGUGCUUGUUUUCAGUUCAGGUACCGUGUAAGUCCUUAGCGGGUACCGACAAUCCUUUCAGCAGUUCUGAUUGUCCGCUGCAGUCCGAGUUUGUCCUUUUUUGUGGCGGCAGCAAAGCGGACUGUGAUUGGAUGAGCGCUGUGUCGAACCAUCUCAACAGGCCAAGCUUCCUUAGGAACCGCAGGAAGUGCAUCCUCUGCUGCGCUUUUUUUGAGGAUGGAGUUGAUGUUUGUCUCCCACUUCGGGACCUUUGAGACUUGAAGGUCUCAGGACAAGUUGGACAGCGUGAGGUGCGUUUGUGGGAGAGGACGCCUCCUCAAGUCCACGGUCAGCUCUACGGUCUUGAGUGCGUUCUGCUCCAGCCUCUUCACAGGCUUGAUGAGGAUUCAGUUUUUGGUUUUGUCCGUAACACAUCAGAAAACGGGUAAAAUCAUUUUCCACAUUUAAAAGCAAAGAUUUGAUUUGAGAGAUAAUCAGUCUUUGGGUGUUGAUUUGGACAAUUUUUAGUUAAACGAGGUCUUUUAUUGACGAUUCAAUUAUAAAAAUAGGUGUUUAUUAAUUAGAUAAAUGAUUAGUCGUCUAUUUAUCGCAAUUGUUGCACCUGCACUUCAACACCCUCGCUGCAUGCGCUGUCAUACUCGAAUUCGCCUGCUGGGCAAUACUUUGGGGUCGUGUAAGUGUAGCCACACUAAUCUACAAAUGAUGAGAAGAAACCAAGAGAAAUUCAAAUGAUGCGGAAAUAAAAACGUUGUUUGACGAAGGUUGAAAUUUUCAUGGCGUGUUAAAACGUGUCUGCUGUCGAUUUGGUCAACGGGCUGCCAGAGAUGUUCGUUUUCUGCCGUUAGCUGAGUUUGGAUGUCACGUGCAGAGUCGGGAUUUUCUAGUACGAAGGAGGAUUUAUUUAUAAGGCAGACUGGGGGGAAAGGACCACGUGAAUAAAGUCGUUUUGGAAAAAAUUGACUUUAUUCUCUUUUACUGUGGCCUCUUUUGUACUCAAUGAUCGAAGCAUCUGUAAUGUCGCCCCCUAGAGGUGACAUUGGAAGAGUCCUCUGAGGACCGGCUACAGCAGGUCCCAUCACAAGUCCCCAGUCUUAUUUGUUCUGUUUGUAUUUCCCCCCCCCCCCCCCGUCCCCCAGAAACUGCUCGAUUAGAAUCAAGUGACACGUUGCUUGAAAAUCGUCCAGAUUAGACAGAGUUGCGGCCGUCAGAUAGAGCGAGCAAACGUGGGAGGGACGUGCCGCUGUGCCCACCAGAUAAGAUUUCAUUUCUGGGGUACUUUUAUCUGUCCCCUCCCCCUUCGUGGCCCCGUGCCUGGCUUUUGCGGGGUACAUCUCAAUAAAUUAGAACGUCGGCCAAAAGCCCGUUUAUUUCAGUACUCGCUCAUUUAUAUAAAUCCGUGCAACAAUUGGGGAAAGUACUUUUCAGGUCGUAAAUUCCUGCCAAAUUUCUACUUUUAAAAAAAAAUAUAUUUUCAUUGUUCUGUCGUUGUUUAUGUAACUUUGUAGAGAUGGUGAAUUUGGGUUUUUUUAUUUGCUGUAAGUUAUAAUCAUCAAAAUUAUACAUAUAUUUUAAAAAUGAAAUAUUUCAGUGUAGUCCAUCAGAGAUUCACAUUUUGUAUUGAACAAUUCACUGAAUUAUGUUUUUUUUACACUAUUGAGAUGUGCAAGUGUGUACUUAUCGAGCAUUCUACUACUGCUUGAGGGAGAUCUUAAGAAAUUUUAAUAACAUUUAAAUCCCCUGUAAAGUGAAUUCCAAGGUUGGUUUUUUUUUUUUUUUUUUCUAAAUUAUACAUUUCAAGGUAAUUGCUGAAAGCGUGCAUACUGGUACUUAUUGAGAGCUUUUAUUAUUCAACAAAUAACGUUGCCUCCAUUUGGCCCGAAACAGAUUACAAUGCUGUUUUACCGUCUACACGGAAAUCAACUUUUUUUUUUUUUUAAAUUGUCACAAUAAAAUAGUAACAUUUCUUUUCAUUCCAGUGAAUAAAAGUAAGCAUAAAACUCUUCCUCCAACUUCUUGCUCAUCCUGUUAAUGACGUUUAAUUAAUAAUUAAUCUUACUACAGAUUGUGAAAUGUUUUGGCUCUGCACGUGGCGUUCGCCACGACGCGGGACAGAUCUGGUUUAGUGGACUGCAGGACUCAGGCAGGCCCACCAGAAACCUGUGAUGAUGAUGAUGAUGAUGUAGUUUUUCAAAGUACUAUUCUUUGGAAGCAAUAUGUAUUUGCUUGGUAGAGAAAGUGGCCCCUGAAUCCUGUAUGCGGCCCUCAAGAAAAUCUUUUGGACGCCCCCUGUGCUCGAUGUAGUAGUGUUGAUUCAUUAUUAUUAUUAUUACCCCCCCCCCCCCCAUCAUAUGAGUGGUACAGGUAUUUUAUUGAGACUGUUGACACUGUUGUAAACUUGCAGAUUUUUGUAGUCAUUCAAACAAACAAAAACAAAAUUCAGGUUGUUAGCAACUUUUGUCCGUGGUGUGUCAAUUUGACGACAUAUUCACUUUAAAGGAAAACGAACGUGAACCGUGGUUCUUAUUUUUUUUCCUGCUCCGUCUUCUCUCAACAAUGCAAAUAUUUUGUAUUGCAGGGCAAAGUAUUAGUUUUAUAGUGUCUUUUUUUUUUUUUUUUGUCAAGUAAUUGGCCGGAGAACAGUCCAGGAUGUCCCCCGCCUCUCGCUCAACCUGUGAAUGAGAACAAGAGCUAUAAAAAUGAAUGCAUAAAUAAAUUGAAUUGGGGCGGGGGGGGGGGGGGGAUAAAAAUGGCUCCGCGAGUGUAGCUGGAGUGCAGUCGCUGUCAUGUGUGUGUGUGUGGGGGGGGGGGGGGCAAGUAAACGGGAGCCAACUAUUUGCAAGCAAUACAAACACAUCCUAUCCUGUCGCCUUUUUCCUUUUGAACGGGGAGUCAGGGAUUAAGAUCAACACCAGCGCAGGGAGAAAAAAAAUACACUGUAGUAGUAGCAGCGGUAGUAGUACUGGUUGUAGUAGCAGUAGUAAGACGGCGUCACCCUGAGCCGCAGCAGUCGAGUGAUUCUGUGGACUUUGAGCAUGUCGGCCGCUUUUGUGAAUCAACUGGUGUGUUCGAAAGUGACAUUCGCAAUGCUGCUAGCAUUCAACAAAAUGAGUCAGACAAAUGAAAUAUGCCCUUUCCGGAAGGUAUAAUUCUCCUAUUGAUGGAUAAACGCUUACGAUUGAUACGUAAUAUAUAUAUUUCAAAUCAGGUUUGAUUGUGCUGACUUUGUUUUGGUUGUGCUUGAUCAAGGGAUUCAACCUCAGCACCUCAAGUUCUCCGGUUUUCUAUGAUGAGCUUAAAAUGUGUAUUUUUUUAAUGUACAUUUGUUUGCCUUUUCAAAAUAAAGAAAUAUACUACCGAA
Molecule: messenger RNA, 7518 nt
Organism: Syngnathoides biaculeatus (alligator pipefish)
Lineage: Eukaryota; Metazoa; Chordata; Actinopteri; Syngnathiformes; Syngnathidae
Gene: ptpn1
Product: protein tyrosine phosphatase non-receptor type 1
Exons: 9
Coding region: 78-1388 (436 amino acids)
Biological process (GO): protein dephosphorylation
Molecular function (GO): protein tyrosine phosphatase activity
Source: RefSeq, a predicted model, not a curated record